AUGCAGGCAUCACCAGUUAACAUCAUUGUUGGCUCUCAUGUAUGGGUUGAGGAUCCAGUCUUGGCAUGGGUUGAUGGACAAGUGAACCGGAUAGAUGGCCAAGAUGUUCACGUUCAAACUAAAAAUGGAAAAAAGGUUGUUGCAAACAUCUCAAAAGUGUUUCCAAAGGAUACUGAAGCUCCACCUGGAGGUGUAGAUGAUAUGACUAAGCUUUCAUAUUUACAUGAACCUGGAGUUCUGCAAAACCUCGCUGCUAGAUAUGAACUUAAUGAAAUAUAUACAUAUACUGGAAAUAUUCUGAUCGCAAUAAACCCUUUCCAAAGAUUACCUCAUCUAUAUGAUACUCACAUGAUGGAGCAAUACAAAGGGGCAUCCCUUGGCGAGCUUAGUCCUCAUGUUUUUGCAAUUGCUGAUGUUGCUUACAGGGCAAUGAUCAAUGAAGGGAAGAGCAACUCCAUUUUAGUUAGUGGUGAAAGUGGUGCUGGUAAAACUGAAACGACGAAAAUGCUGAUGAGGUAUCUUGCAUACUUGGGUGGUCGUUCUGGAGUGGAAGGACGGACAGUUGAACAACAAGUUUUAGAAUCAAACCCAGUGCUUGAAGCAUUUGGAAAUGCCAAAACUGUCAGGAACAACAACUCUAGUCGUUUCGGUAAAUUUGUUGAAAUCCAAUUUGACCAAAGUGGGAGAAUAUCUGGAGCCGCUGUUAGAACUUACUUGUUGGAGAGAUCUCGUGUUUGCCAAAUUUCUGAUCCUGAAAGAAACUACCAUUGCUUCUACCUUCUAUGUGCAGCACCACCUGAGGAAAGAGAGAAGUAUAAGCUGGAAAACGCAAAAUCAUUUCAUUAUCUGAACCAGUCUAAGUGUUAUAAACUCGCUGGAGUAAGUGAUGCUGAAGAAUACCUUGCAACCAGAAGGGCAAUGGAUAUAGUUGGGAUCAGCGAGGAAGAGCAGGCUGCUAUAUUCCGGGUUGUUGCAGCAAUCCUUCAUCUUGGUAAUAUUGAGUUUUCCAAGGGAAAGGAAAUUGAUUCUUCUGUGAUUAAGGACGAGAAGUCAAGGUUUCAUCUCAAUACGACUGCCGAAUUACUCAGGUGUGACCCAGGGAGCUUAGAAGAUGCACUGAUUAAGCGGGUGAUGGUGACACCUGAGGAAGUUAUCACAAGAACUCUUGAUCCAGAGGCUGCCUUGGGCAGCAGGGAUGCUUUGGCAAAGACAAUAUAUUCUCGUUUGUUUGACUGGAUUGUGGAAAAAAUAAAUAACUCCAUUGGACAAGACCCUAACUCAAAAGCAAUAAUAGGAGUUCUUGACAUAUAUGGCUUUGAAAGUUUUAAGCACAACAGCUUUGAGCAGUUCUGUAUUAAUUUCACCAAUGAAAAACUGCAGCAGCACUUUAACCAGCAUGUAUUCAAGAUGGAACAAGAAGACUAUGAGAAAGAACAAAUAAACUGGAGCUACAUAGAGUUUGUUGAUAACCAAGAUGUUCUUGAUCUAAUUGAGAAGAAACCUGGAGGAGUAAUUGCCCUGCUUGAUGAAGCUUGUAUGUUUCCUAAAUCUACUCAUGAAACGUUUGCUCAGAAGUUAUAUCAGACAUAUGCCAAACAUAAGCGCUUCAUCAAACCGAAACUCUCACGGACCAAUUUUACUAUAGCUCAUUAUGCAGGGAAGGUCACAUAUUUGGCAGAUCUGUUCCUGGAUAAGAACAAAGAUUAUGUGGUGGCAGAACAUCAAGACUUAUUAACAGCUUCAAAGUGUGCUUUUGUAGCUGGUUUAUAUCCCGCUCUUCCUGAAGAAUCAUCAAAAUCCUCCAAAUUUUCUUCGAUAGGGUCACGUUUUAAGUUACAACUACAAUCUUUAAUGGAGACGUUGAAUUCAACAGAACCUCAUUACAUCAGAUGUGUGAAACCAAACAAUGUUCUUAGGCCAGCCAUUUUUGAGAAUCUUAACAUAAUUCAACAACUGCGAUGUGGUGGUGUUCUUGAAGCUAUUAGAAUCAGCUGUGCUGGAUACCCCACUAGACGUACAUUUGAUGAAUUCCUUAUCCGGUUUGGUGUUCUUGCUCCUGACGUUUUGGAUGGGAACAUUGAUGACAAAGCUGCAUGCCAGGUGAUUUUGGAUAAGAUGGGACUAACGGGCUACCAGUUAGGUAAGACAAAGGUUUUCCUACGAGCUGGUCAGAUGGCUGAGCUGGAUGCUAGGAGAGCUGAGGUUCUUGGAAGUGCAGCCAGAACAAUUCAAAGGCAAAUACGUACAUACAUUGCUCGGAAAGAUUUUGUUGUAUUGCGCCAAGCUGCCAUUCAGUUGCAAUCAUGUUGGCGAGCUAUAUCCGCUUGCAAUUUGUAUGAGCAAUUGCGACAAGAAGCUGCUGCAAUCAAGAUUCAGAAGAACUUCAGAUGCUUCAUUGCCAGGGUAUCCUACUCAACGUUGCAGAAUUCGACUAUCAUAGUGCAGACUGGCAUGAGGGCAAUGACUGCUCGCAAUGAAUUCAGAUUCAGGCAACACACUAAGGCUGCUAUCAAAAUUCAGGCUCAAAUUCGUUCUCACCGAGAAUAUAGUUAUUAUAGAAACCUUCAAAAGUCUGCUAUUGUAACUCAAUGUGGCUGGAGGCGACGUAUCGCUAGGAGAGAGCUCCGACAGCUGAAAAUGGCUGCAAGGGAAACAGGGGCCCUAAAAGAAGCGAAGGACAAGUUAGAAAAGAAAGUUGAGGAGCUUACAUGGCGCGUGCAGUUUGAGAAACGAUUGAGGACUGAGCUGGAGGAAACAAAAGCACAAGAGAUUGCAAAGUUACACGAGGCAUUGCAGUCAAUGCAAAUACAAGUGGAAGAUGCAAAUGCCAGAGUGAUAAAAGAACAAGAAGCAGCACGGAAAGCAAUUGAAGAAGCUCCUCCAGUCAUUAAAGAAACCCCAGUCAUGGUCCAAGACACGGCAAGGAUUGAUGCAUUAACAGCUGAAGUUGAAAGUCUGAUGUCGUUGCUGCUGUCAGAAAAACAGGCUGCAGAAGAAGCUAAAAAGUCUGCUGCAGAUGCUGAGGCCAGAAACAAGGAGUUGGCUAAAAAAUUAGAGCAAGCUGAGGGAAAACUGGAUCAGCUUCAAGAUUCUGCGCAAAGGCUUGAAGAGAAGCUAUCAAAUCUUGAAUCGGAGAAUCAAGUACUUCGUCAACAAGCUCUGACCAUGUCACCUACAGGGAGGUCCAUAUCUGCCCGGCCCAGGACGACUAUUAUUCAGAGAACUCCGGAGAAUGGACAUAUACUAAAUGGAGAAACAAAGUUUGUACAUGAAACUACCCUUGUUGUGGGAACUCCAAAGGAGACUGAAUCCGAGGAAAGGCCGCAGAAAUCUCUUAAUGAUAAGCAGCAAGAAAACCAGGACCUCCUGAUAAAGUGCAUUUCACAAGAUUUGGGAUUUUCGGGUGGCAAACCAGUUGCAGCUUGUGUCAUUUACAAAAGCCUUCUCCACUGGAGGUCAUUUGAGGUUGAGAGGACUAGUGUGUUUGACCGCAUUAUUCAAACUGUCGCUUCAGCAGUAGAGGUUCCUGAUAAUAAUGAUGUAUUAGCUUACUGGUUAUGUAAUGCAUCCACACUGUUGAUGCUACUUCAACACACCCUCAAAGCAAGUGGAGCAGCUAGCUUGACCCCCCAAAGGCGAAGGACAUCAUCAGCUUCUCUUUUUGGAAGGAUGUCGCAGGGUUUGAGAGCAUCUCCACAGAGUUCAUUUCUCAACAGCCGGCUGCUUGGUAGACUUGAUGACUUGAGGCAGGUUGAAGCCAAGUAUCCUGCGUUGUUGUUUAAGCAGCAACUCACUGCUUUCCUGGAGAAGAUAUAUGGAUUGAUCAGGGACAAUCUGAAGAAAGAGAUUUCCCCUUUGCUUGGUUUAUGUAUCCAGGCCCCCAGAACAUCCCGUGCUAGGUUAGUGAAAGGACGCUCACAAGCAAAUGCUGUUGCUCAACAAGCACCAAUUGCUCAUUGGCAGACCAUUGUGAAAAACCUGGACAAUUACUUGAAGAUUAUGAAAGCAAAUUAUGUUCCUGCUUUCUUACUCCGAAAGAUUUUCACUCAAACAUUCUCGUUUAUCAAUGUCCAAUUAUUCAACAGUCUUCUUUUACGGCGCGAGUGUUGCUCAUUCAGCAAUGGAGAGUAUGUGAAAGCUGGGUUAGCUGAGUUAGAGCAAUGGUGUUGUUAUGCGACCGAGGAAUAUGUAGGCUCAGCUUGGGAUGAAUUGAAGCACAUCAAGCAGGCUGUAGGAUUUUUGGUCAUCCAUCAAAAGCCCAAGAAGACCUUGAAUGAAAUAACGAAGGAACUUUGUCCUGUGCUAAGUAUCCAGCAAUUAUACAGGAUUAGUACCAUGUACUGGGAUGACAAAUAUGGCACUCACAGUGUUUCUUCCGAUGUCAUUUCAAGUAUGAGAGUUAUGAUGACGGAGGACUCCAACAAUUCAGUGAGCAGUUCGUUUCUGUUAGACGACGACUCCAGCAUUCCUUUCUCCGUAGAUGAUCUCUCCAAAUCCAUGCAACAAAUAGACGUGGCUGAUGUGGAGCCUCCUCCUUUAAUCCGUCAGAAUUCUGGUUUUCCCUCCUCUUGCCUCGUCAACGUGAGAGGCACGGUUAGGAGGCCGUAG
Striga hermonthica is the source of this 4608-nucleotide messenger RNA. NCBI's taxonomy places the organism in Eukaryota, Viridiplantae, Streptophyta, Magnoliopsida, Lamiales, Orobanchaceae. The record is from the annotation of a GenBank genome assembly.